This is a messenger RNA of Symbiodinium sp. CCMP2456, 3993 nucleotides long. NCBI's taxonomy places the organism in Eukaryota, Dinophyceae, Suessiales, Symbiodiniaceae. The record is from the annotation of a GenBank genome assembly.
AUGGAGCAAGACGGCUUCAGACCUUUUCUUGUGGGGCGUUCAGCGGCCAACGAUCUUUGUGCAAAAUUGAGCGCGAGGAAGGGCACCCCUCACAGCCGAAGUCGCAGUGUGCUGCAGCUGCCUUCUUGGCACUUUGCCUUCACAAGUUUGCUCGUCUGGCAGGUCUAUGUUCCAGAGCUGGUGUUUGGCCACUUGUUGACCAGUGACAACUACGACGACUCUUCUUGCAAGGUGGUGGGAGGCCGGAACGGCUACGGUGCCAAGCUUGCCAACGUUUUCUCCACAGAGUUCAAAGUAGAGACCUGCGACGGCAAAAACCGGUUCAGCCAGCUGUACAAAAGCAACAUGCAGGUCAAGGGCAAGCCGGAGAUUCUUGCGACCAAGGAGAAGUCCUUCACCUGCAUCACCUUCAAGCCGGACCUGGCGAAGUUCGGCAUGGCGCGCCUGGACGAGGACAUUGUCUCCCUGCUGACGAAGCGCGUCUACGAUGUGGCCGGUUCCACAGCAGAGCGUUGCAGCGUGUUUCUGAAUGGUGAGAAACUCGACGUGAAGAACUUCAGAGACUACUGUGACCUGUACUUGCUGACGCGCCAGGGCGUGCCCCAGAUCUAUGAAAAGUGCUCCGACAGGUGGGAGAUUUGCGUGAGCCUGACGGAGACGGGCUUCCAUCAGGUGAGCUUCGUGAACUCGAUCUGCACGAUCCGCGGGGGGACGCACGUCACGCACGUCAGUGACCAGGUCGUCGAGGCGAUCCUGGAGAAGGUGCGGCUUCAAAGCAAGGAGAAGAUGAAGGGAGGAGUGGACGUUCGGCCACAUCAUGUCAAAAACCACCUCUGGAUCUUCAUCAAGUGCUUGGUGGAGAAUCCAGCUUUCGAUUCGCAGACGAAGGAGACAUUGAUGACGAAACAGUCCAAAUUCGGGUCUCGCUGUGAGCUCUCCGAGAAGUUCCUUUCGGAGGUGGCAACUUGUGGCGUGGUAGAUCUCAUCCUGAUGGCAGCGAUGGCAAAAUCAAAGGUCGACCUGGGAAAGAAGCUCAAGGCCAACACCAGCCGUGUCGCUCGCCUCACGGGCGUUCCGAAGCUCGAGGAUGCCAACGACGCAGGCGGUAAGCUGUCGAGCGAGUGCACGCUGAUCCUCACCGAGGGAGACUCGGCAAAGGCUCUAGCUGUGGCCGGGCUGAGCGUCAUUGGCCGAGACAAGUGGGGAGUUUUCCCACUCCGCGGCAAGGUUCUCAACGUGCGUGAUGCCACGCUCAAGCAGAUGAUGGCCAACGAGGAGAUACAGAACUUGAUCAAGAUCAUUGGCCUCGAUCUGAACCGCGAGUACGAUGCCGAGCUGAAGGGGCUCCGGUACGGUUCCAUCAUGAUCAUGGCCGACCAGGACAGCGACGGCUCUCACAUCAAAGGGCUCUUGAUCAACCUGAUCCAUGCCUGGUGGCCCUCCCUUGCCCGGCUGCCGGGUUUCCUCAAGGAGUUCUUCACGCCGAUCGUGAAAGCAAGGAAAGGCCGCAGCGAGACCUGCUUCUACACGCUUCCGGAGUACGAGGCUUGGAAGAAGGAGACCGAGAACGGAAAGGGCUUCAAGAUCAAAUACUACAAAGGUCUUGGCACGAGCACAUCGAAGGAGGCGAAGGAGUAUUUUAGCGCCCUGGAGUCGCACAAGAUGCAAUACCGGUACGAUGGUGUUGAAGACGACCGAGCCAUCGAUCUCGCCUUCAAUAAGAGGCGAGCAGAUGACAGAAAGGCGUGGAUCAAUGCUUACGAGGAAGGACGCUUGGUAGACCACACGCAGCAGGAGGUGAGCUACAAGGACUUCGUGGAUAAGGAGCUGGUGCUGUUUGCCAAAGCCAACGCUCAAAGCUCAGCCCAAGGUGAUACGUGCUAUUCCCUCCAUGGUGGAUGGUUUCAAGCCGAGCCAGAGAAAGGCGUGGCGUUGCUGCGUGGAGUCCCUGACGCCAAGGCGACCGCCACAGUGCCAGUGGCGCAGAUCGACAAUUGUGUUCGGCGCAGCCACUUGCAGCAGGGCGAGUCCGUGCCGCGCUUGGUGUUGGGGCCUGCGAUUCGUCUCAGAAGUCCACAGUUUGGAGGUGAGAAUGCCUAUUAUUUCGCUCACAGUAGAAAGUUCGAAAUCCCGGAGGAUGCCAAGAUCAUCGCCGGCCCAGGACUCGUCACCGGUGGUCCCCCGGAGCUGCUCCAGGACGGAGGUGCAGAGUUGAUCAAGGAGGAGGAGAAGAUCCUCUGGAUCAAGGAUUAUGCCUGGGCAGAAGCCGGUGGAAAGGUGAAGGUCUACGUCGACUGCGACUUCCUUCCCGAGGAUGCGCAGGAAGACAUCGCUUCUGCCACUUUUGACACCCGGUCCUUCGUGUUGGAUAUCGCCAGCCAGCAACGAAGGAGGCUGAAGGUGGAGAAGUUGCACGCCGAGAUCAAACCAGAGGAGUGCAAGGUCCUUUUCGGCUGCUUCAAGCGCAAGCUGCGUAGCGACGUGAAGGUGGCCCAGCUCGUGGGCUACGUGUCGGAGCAAGCGGCGUAUCAUCACGGAGAGAUGUCCUUGUCGGAGACCAUCGUCGGCAUGGCGCAGGAUUUUGUUGGAUCCAACAACAUCAACCUGCUCGUUCCACAAGGCCAGUUUGGCACACGAUUGCAGGGCGGCAAGGACUCGGCUUCCGCACGAUACAUCUACACGCGCCUGGCACCGAUCACACGUUUCUUAUUCCCGGCCUCUGACGAUCCGGUGUUGGAGUAUUUGAGCGAAGAUGGCAUGUCCAUCGAACCUCGCUGGUACUGUCCAGUCAUCCCGAUGGUCUUGGUGAACGGUGUCGAAGGGAUCGGCACGGGCUGGAGUUCGUCGGUGCCGAAUUUCAACCCACGUGACAUCAUCGAGAAUCUCAGGAGGUGGCUCAAAAAGCAGGAGAUGAAGGAGAUGACGCCCUGGUUUGCAGGUUUCACCGGCAGCAUCUCGAAAUCGCGAGAAGAAGGCAAGUGGGAGGUCACGGGCAACAUCCGGAAUCUCGGGGAAGGCAGAGCCGAGAUCACGGAGCUGCCGGUGAAGCGAUGGACGCAGGACUAUCGAGAAAUCCUGGAGGAGAACCUUCCAAAAGGGGAGAAGAAACGGGAGGGGCCAAAGCUCCUAGAAGACUACCAAGAGUACCACAGUGAGAAGUCCGUGCAUUUUGUGUUGUCUUUGAGCUCAGAGGGUCAGCUCCAUGCGGACAAGGUCUUCAAGCUUCGCUCGUCCAUCAGCAUGAACAACAUGAUGCUCUUCGAUGCUGACGGCAAGAUCAAGAAGUACGACACUCCAAAAGACAUCCUGCAAGACUUCGCGCAAGUCCGGUUAAAGAUGUACGAGACGCGCAAGGCGUACCUGUUGGCGCGGCUCACCCGCGAAUGUGAGGUGUUGAGCGCCAAGGCACGCUUUGUGAAGUUGGUAAUCGAGGGGAGAAUUGUGAUCCGAAAGCGGAAAAUCGCUGACUUGGCCCAGGACCUGCGGAAGCAUGGCUUCAAAGCGCUUCGCGACCUCCAAGGCGAGCAGUCUGAGGAGAAGGAGGUGAUGCCUCGCAGCGUGGUCUCGGGCAAAGUUGUCUUCAGGUGCUGCCACUGCUUGCAGACUAUCGAAGAAGAGGUGGAGGUGCUGCUGGAGAAUUGCUACUGCAGCCGGGCUUGCCUCAAGGGCGGCCCAAGGCAGCUUGAUGGUUCGUGCAUCGCGACGCCUGCCUGGGUGAUGCCGCCACCGAAGAAUGCACCAAUUCCAUUGGGUCGAAGGCUCUCUCUGCAGGAGCUCCCGGUCACGGACUUUAGCAAGACCGAGGCGAUCAUCACACCUACAUCACAUUGGCUCCACCGCAUUUCCAAGACCCUCGGCGAGGCGCUGCUGCGCCCGAGCGCUUGGUUAUCAGAGUUUCUGCAAAUCCUCGCCUUGGGAUUCGGCACAGACCUGACUGCAACGAUUGCCGACGGCAGGUUUUUUCUGAAGGCAGUUCAGAAGCGCGGAGUGUGA